AUGAUCGCAGCUGCAUAUCAAUGUUUGCCGUCACCCCAGUAUUCGUGGCAGGUAUCGCGAACGUCUGGAACCUGGAGGCCAAUGAAAGCUGUCUCAGACGCAGAGAUGGGGUCAUACUCGCGUGGAGAAGUGCAGUAUGCAACCACCGAAGCGGGGGUGUCGGGUGAGCCUCACCGAGCCCUUCUUUUGCAGCUAUGGCGCAGUUUUCUCCUACCCCUCGCCCUGGUUUAUUUUGCGGAGUACAGCAUCAAUCAAGGGGUGUUACCGACUUUUGACGGGAGCCCCUAUUUCCGUGAAGUCGGAUCUUUGGAUAAUGCACCAGCAAGUGGUGACCAUGGACUCUACCGGCGUUUUCAAGUUAUCUACCAGGUGGCAGUUUUCGUCUCGCGUAGCAGUAUAGCGGUUGUGCGAAUCAGCCGGUUGUGGAUUUUUCCUGUUGUACAAGGCAUGAAUCUCACGCUCCUCUCGGCAGCUGCUUCUGGAUCGCGGUUUUUCACGAAGGGCUUCUUCUCGAGUCGAGCCAUUGGAUGCAUCGUCUUUCUUGAGGGUCUACUCGGUGGUGCAUCCUACGCCAAUACCUUCUGGAGUAUUCGACAUGGGACCCAUCCGCAGGCACGGGAAUGGGCACUGGCCGUUUCAACGGUUGCAGAUGCGGCUGGCAUCGCAGCAGCGAGUGUUUUUGCAAGCUUUUUGGAGUGUCGACUUCUCGCCGCACAGGGACGUGCUUGUAACGGCUUCUUAGAAGGCGCCUCUGCUCGAGCGUAUCGAGAACGAAUAGGAACGGCCGCUUGGAAGCAGUCUUCUCUAAUGUAUAGCUCUUGA
Messenger RNA from Cyanidioschyzon merolae strain 10D, 822 nucleotides. RefSeq names its product probable vacuolar pH control protein CLN3. Gene Ontology annotation, biological process: regulation of intracellular pH. The transcript has a single exon. Gene Ontology annotation, cellular component: vacuole; membrane. The record is from RefSeq and is a predicted model, not a curated record. NCBI's taxonomy places the organism in Eukaryota, Rhodophyta, Bangiophyceae, Cyanidiales, Cyanidiaceae. The coding region runs from base 1 to 822 and encodes 273 amino acids.